Rhipicephalus sanguineus (brown dog tick) is the source of this 2166-nucleotide messenger RNA. Its product is annotated as filamin-A. Gene Ontology annotation, molecular function: actin filament binding. The record is from RefSeq and is a predicted model, not a curated record. Gene Ontology annotation, biological process: actin cytoskeleton organization. The coding region runs from base 1 to 2166 and encodes 721 amino acids. The transcript has 12 exons. Lineage: Eukaryota; Metazoa; Arthropoda; Arachnida; Ixodida; Ixodidae.
AUGCUCGACUACCACGACGACAGGAGUGACUGGAAUGAUGGACUGGCCUUGUGCUCCUUAGUGCAUUCACUUGGUGCUUCCGUAGAGGACUUUGAGCACCUGAGCAGGGAUCGAUCACAGUGGGAGUCAAACUUGCAAAAGGGUAUCAAUGGCGGCAAAUACCUAGGCGUGGAUCCCCUACUGACAGCCAAGGAGCUAGCAGACCCUGAAGUACAGCCAUUAGGUGUGAUGGCAUACGUAGCUAGGUUCCAAGGCAUCUCACCGAAAAGGAGGCCCCGGGAUAAGCUCACCGUCACAGGCACCGACCUCAAUAAUGUCCACGUCAACAAACCGGCUCACUUCAAGGUGCACAUAAAGGAAGGCAAAGUGGACCUGAGGCAAGUUCGAGCCGAAGUUCGAGGUCCGUCACUCACUCCCGUAGAGUGCAAGCUUCAACUGAACCAGAACGGGGGUUCAGGCACAUUUGUUCCUGUUGAAAUAGGAAUGCAUGCACUAAGUGUGUACUGUGAAGGAGAACUGGUAACUGGCUGCCCCAUGCACGUCCGUGUUCAUCCGGAUAUCUCACGGAUUCUUUUCUCUGGCAUCGACCCUUGCGCCCUUGGAUCUUUGGUUGAAGUACUAAUUAGUUCCAACGGGGCUGGAACAGGCAAUAUCCAUGUAGAGGCUGUGGCACCAAGUGGCAAGACUAUGGAAUGCACUGUCAAGGAAACUGAUGGUGUUUUCACGUCUACGUUUAUGCCAAACGAAAUUGGUGAAUGGAAAAUCGAUGUCACUUAUUCUGGUGAGCACAUCCAAGGCAGCCCCUUCACAUGUUACGUUUAUGACCCAACGCAAGUCACAAUCAAUGGCCCCAGUGCUGUCCAGAUGGGUAAAGAAGUGGUUUUUGAGUGCGACGCCAGUCGUGCUGGUUGGGGCAAGGUUCAGCUGGAGGUACAAAUCGAUGGCCACAAUGUUCCAGUCAGCAUCGAUGAGAGAGGCGAUGGCAUCUACGUAGUCUCAUUCUUACCUUCAAGAGAAGGCCACUACAAGAUUUUUGCCACAUUCAACAACGUUGAUGUACAUGGCUCUCCAUUCACAAUAGUCUCCACUGCUGACGAACCAGAAUCUCCAAGUUCGCUCAACGAUGCCUUCUUCACUCGCACGCUAACACCAAGCGGAGAUCGUGUGUCCAGCUCCACGUCAUCUUUCCUCCCUUCCUCCCUCGCAUCCUCUCGGGUCACAUCCCCAACAAAGACUGAUCCCGACGGUCGCGUGUCGCGCAAUGCUCUCGAGUUCCUUCAGUCCCGCAUCGAGACGACGACAACCACACGACAAGAGACAAGCGUCACCCACGCAACGAGAACAAACGUGGAAAGUGCGGCAAGCAGAACUGUUUCGACGCCACCUCGAGGUGCCACGCCUGAGCGGCCCUCGUCACGACACAUGAGCAAGGCGCCACCGCCUCCUACACCGAGAAAGCCUGCGCCAGCUGUCCCGUCGCCAUCUGUUCGAAACCAGAGCCGAGCACUGUCCGAGGAGCGGAAUGGGAACAGGGAAGAGCAGUUUUCAAACUCAAGGAAUUCCUCAACACUGGAGCGGCGCAAAAGUCCGGAGAUGAGGCAGAUGACUCCACCAGUAGUGGCCCAGCGACAGAUCACAAAAGAAGAGCACCGCUUGGACAGCCGCCAAGAGACUCAUCACCAUGUCGAGCACCAGAGAAUUCGGACAAGUGAGACUAGCAGUGAAGCUAAGACAGUGCAGGGGACGAGGCAGGCAGGGCCUCCCCCUGUUGCUCCCAGAGGAGGAGGUGACAUUGCUCAAGUGAAAAUAUCGGGUGAGGCUCUCAAACUUGUGCCUGUCAAGCAACCUGCAACAUUCCGCAUCAGUGCUCCUGACUUUGACCGAGACGACUUCCAGGUGACAAUCGCUGCACCCACUGGACGAGAGUUCCCUGUGCACAUGGAUGUGCCACAUCCCGGAGAGAUAGACGUCGAGUUUAUCACAUCUGAAGUUGGCGAGCACGUCAUUGAAGUGAAGCUGCAGGGACGACCACUGCCAGGUAGCCCCUUCCGAAGUCAUGCCUUUGACGCCACCAAGAUAAAAGUGGGAGACGUUCCCAAUGGAGUGGUUGGACAUCCCGUGGAGUUUGAGAGUAAGUGCAUUGUUAUUGAACAGAAGCAGCGAUGA